Molecule: messenger RNA, 1777 nt
Organism: Temnothorax curvispinosus
Lineage: Eukaryota; Metazoa; Arthropoda; Insecta; Hymenoptera; Formicidae
Product: RNA-binding protein 1-like
Exons: 6
Coding region: 13-546 (177 amino acids)
Biological process (GO): mRNA splicing, via spliceosome
Cellular component (GO): nuclear speck
Molecular function (GO): RNA binding
Source: RefSeq, a predicted model, not a curated record
UUAUUAUUUAUAAUGUACUUGUUUGCAGGCAGGAAAAUGUCUCGUUAUCGUGAAUGGGAUCUAUCCUGCAAGGUUUACGUUGGGAAUCUGGGUAGCAGCGCUAGUAAACAUGAGAUUGAGAGUGCAUUUAGUAAGUAUGGUCCAUUGAGAAAUGUGUGGGUAGCCAGAAACCCUCCUGGCUUUGCGUUUGUGGAAUUUGAAGAUCCGCGAGAUGCUGAAGAUGCAGUGAGAGGCCUAGACGGAACACGGUGCUGUGGUACUAGAGUGAGAGUUGAGAUGUCCUCUGGAAGAAGUCGCCGUGGUGGCGGUGGUCGCAGGCCAGGUCCUCGAUAUUCCAGGUCCAGGUCGCGCAGCCCCCGUAGGAAAUCCCUUGGUCGUUACCCGAGAUCCUGCUCGAGAAGUCCCCGGAGAUCAUCGAUUAGCCGCUAUUCCAGAUUCUACCAGCGUCAGCUCCUAGCUCUGCUCGUCUCCCCGCCACUACUACUACUACUACUACUACUACUUCUACUACUACUACUGCUACUACUACUUCUACAGCCGCCGUGAAAAAAAGCGUAUGCGUACGCGAACGAAAAAAACAAAGCGAAUCAGUCAGUCUCGCAAUCGUCAAUCGAACCAAACUGAACAAAAAAAAUAUGCCUGCCUGCCCACUAACUUCCCAACCAAGUCACCAUCAGUCACCACCAAGUCACCGAAUAUAUAGGAAGCCGUCCGUACGUCUGUCACGUCACGUCACGUCACGUCACGUCGCUCGUCGAUGUUGUGCGUUUGUGGGUGUUGCGACGUGCACACAGCACCCAACGGGCGCAACAACCGAAAACCAACAGUUUCCGUGCGCCGUCGCCGCUGCCGGAGUACCGCCAGUGCCCGAGACUGCUACCUUCGGAAAAAAGAAAAAGAGCCAAAAAACAUUGCUUUUUUGUUGUUGUCCCCCUCCUCCCCGUCCGCCGUCGUUGCACCGCCAAAAAACGGUCUUGAACCGAAAAAAAAUCGUCCAUCACUCCACUACGGGACUCUCCCCUUCGAUCACCACUACUAUUAUUACUACUACUACUACUACUCUUCCACCAACCACCACCACUACCACCAUCACCACCACCAACCACCAACCGAAUCAAUCGACCGACCACCGGGUGUUGUUGUGCUCCACCUUCUUCGACUCUUCGUCUCAGCUUUAGCCUAGGGGGACGGCAGCACACAUCGAAUCAAUCGCCAAAAACCAAAAAAUUCGCCACCGUGAGAAAAAUGUCACCCGCAACCGGCUGCCAACCACCAGUUCGUGAACCAAUCGCGAUGCAAAACUAUAGAAAGAAAAAAAAGAAUUAAACCGUCUGUACAGUAAUUCUGUUCAUCGGCGCGACUCUCCAUUUGACUACGAUCGACUGUCUUCCCGAUUGUUCGUCGUUUCGAGACCGACGUUUCUAUUCUGCCACUGCCACUAGUAUUACCGCUACUGCUACUUCUACCACUACUGCUACUGCCACUACUCGUCGACCAUCGAUUAGGGACGUGUGUUAGCCGCAACAACAACUGAAUGCGCGAGAGUUGCCACCGAGAGAUCUUCUCGACCUUCGACUUCGAGCGAUCACGCAAAAUAAGCGAAAUGAUCACCACCUACUACACACCAUCCCACCACCACCCACCAACCAACCACCACCAACUACCACCACAUGUUCACAGUUAUCUGGUCAAGAUCUCGCAGCCCCCGCAGGAGGUCAUUGAGUCGAAGCCGCAGCCGAGAUCGCCGCUCGCGUUCGGAUUCCCGUGACAGACGGUA